AUGGCGCACGAGGCACGUCGGCCAACCGAUCCGGAGGCGUCUUGGGUGCAGGACACCCCCUUCGACGCUCCUAUGCGCUUCCAGUCAACGCCAUUCCUGGCUGCACGGAGUGAUGACAGAUGGCAGGACCUCCAACGCGCAGGCUGCCGCUGCAGGGUGCCCCGCCGGUGCGCUCCCUGCAAAAGGCGGGAGGCGGGCGCGGAGGCCUCGCCGCGCGACCCGGAGCGCCGGGGACGCCCUGGCGGCUCGGCAGCCGUCGGCGCCGCCGUGGGCAGGGGCGCGGGCAGCGCGCCGGCCACGCUCCCCUUCCUCCCGCUCCUCCUCCUCCCUCCUCCCUCCUCCUCCUCCUCCUCCUCCUCCCCGAUCUCGGCCACAGGGCAGUCUUUGCGCUGA
This is a messenger RNA of Prorocentrum cordatum, 393 nucleotides long. The record is from the annotation of a GenBank genome assembly. NCBI's taxonomy places the organism in Eukaryota, Dinophyceae, Prorocentrales, Prorocentraceae.